Aspergillus candidus is the source of this 873-nucleotide messenger RNA. RefSeq lists its product as uncharacterized. The coding region runs from base 471 to 671 and encodes 66 amino acids. The transcript has 2 exons. The record is from RefSeq and is a predicted model, not a curated record. Lineage: Eukaryota; Fungi; Ascomycota; Eurotiomycetes; Eurotiales; Aspergillaceae.
GGCCCGGUAUCUAUCUCCUGUAGAUCAGUCUGAGGCCAUCCCGGUCAUCCAGAUCUCCCAUUGGCCAGGCGUAUCAUUUCCUGAAGCGGUUACAAGAUCCCGAACAUCCUUAUGUGACUGAUGGAUUGAUCAAACCUGAGAGGAAACAGCUUAAGUUUACUUUCACCUUCAAACCGAUAUAUUGCGCUGGUUGGAAGUUGGAACCUAUCCAAGGCGUGUGAUACGGGCCAUGAUAGACCUACCGAUGUAGGCAGUUCUGUCGACAUUACAGCAUGAAUUAUGGUCCGGGAGCUUUCUUGGGGAAUUGGAGACUAAGCCCUGUAAAUCUAGUGCGAGUGAUGACUGUGGUCUUGUUCGUGAUACUUCUGAAGUAUCGAUAUAAUCUGAAAGGUUUCGCAUGUUCUAUUGAUCAAGUAUGCACAUGCCUUGCUGAGUGCUGAACAGGGACGUCAUUCUCUAGGUUUUGGUCAAUGGAUGAAAAUAAGUAUCACAAGUUCAACGUACACGAAGAAGUUCAACUGCCUUCCACGCAGGUCAGUAAUAGUCAGAUAAUCUCUCACAGAAGAUUAAUCGAUGUUGAGUUGAGCUGCUUGAUGGUUGUUCUAGUCUUCAGACUAUUGGUGUUGGCUUGGAUGUCCGCCACCAAGCCAUUUUACAUAGUCCACAGUUGAUCCUACUACAUCAAAACCCUGGACCAAAACCUUGGAUCUUCCAGGGUAAGAAGAAUAGGAAAAGCGUACUGGCUGCUGUGACUGGUAACUGGUGGAUCAAUGGAUGGAUUGCUGCUGCCUGGAGGCUCAUUAUGUUGACCGGUGGCAAAGAAUGGAUCUCGCGAUAGAACCUCCAUAUUCCGGAAGACUUCUUGAUCCAACA